CUGAGCAGGGAUGGGUGGCGUGUACCAUGGGAGCCAUCUGGAGGGCUCACGUUCCAGUCAAAGCCUCAGGUUUGGAGCUUCUGUUGAGCAACAAAGCAUUGUCUAGCAAUUGCAAGAUGAAUCAGAGAGAUUUCUUCACUCGAUGUUGACGGUGAAGCCUGCGGUGCCUUAUAAAAGCCUCCGGGCUCCGUACUCCUCACCAGCACCUGCCGCUUGCUGCACGGCCGCUCUCCAGCUCGCUGAAGGUUGAGAAGAUGACUAAGCUGGAGGACCACAUGGAGGGGAUCAUCAACGUGUUCCACCAGUACUCAGUCCGGGUGGGGGACCCCGACAAGCUUUCCAAGGGUGAGAUGAAGCAGCUGACCACAAGAGAACUUCCAAAUGCCCUCAAGAACACCAAAGAUCAAGCUACCAUUGACAAAAUAUUCCAAGAGCUGGAUGCUGAUAAAGAUGGAGUGAUCAGCUUCCCCGAAUUCGUGUCCCUCCUGGCCCGUGUGCUGAUUACUGCCCACGAGGAUAUCCACAAGGAAUAGGAAGCUCUCAGGGGCUUUUCUCCGGCAGAGUCCCCAAGAAAUCCGUUCCUUGUAGUCACUGCAGCCCAGCCCUGCACGUGGAAAGGGAGAGUUAAUAAACGUAUUCUCGAAAAGUU
Neogale vison (American mink) is the source of this 649-nucleotide messenger RNA. RefSeq names its product S100 calcium binding protein A12 (gene S100A12). Gene Ontology annotation, biological process: positive regulation of canonical NF-kappaB signal transduction; endothelial cell migration; antimicrobial humoral immune response mediated by antimicrobial peptide. Gene Ontology annotation, molecular function: RAGE receptor binding; calcium ion binding. The record is from RefSeq and is a predicted model, not a curated record. Gene Ontology annotation, cellular component: extracellular exosome; cytoplasm. The transcript is spliced from 3 exons. NCBI's taxonomy places the organism in Eukaryota, Metazoa, Chordata, Mammalia, Carnivora, Mustelidae. Bases 255 to 533 code for a protein of 92 amino acids.